ACAACUUCCAUAAAAGCCAAACCGACUAUUGACGGCGCAGGUCAUCAUUGAACCUGGGAACCGCCCGGCACUUUGGCAAUCAUUCCCGUAUGCAGACGUAAGUAUAGAAGGAGAACGAUGAUGGAUUAUCACGCAAUCCACGGCCACGACAUUUCAAACCUCGAUCUGCCAUCAAUGCAUCGGCUUCCUACCGUGUCGGCUGCGCAGGCGUUGCAAGAGUUGGAAGGGAGCGACAGCAACUUCAUCGCAACUGGCCUUCCGUCCCUUGAUGCCGCCCUCGGCUCUGCCCUGGAAGACGCGGCCCAUCCAACGGGAGUGCAGAAGGGCCAUGUGACAGAGAUCUGGGGUCCGCCAGGUGUCGGAAAAACGGCGUUCGGGUACGCUGCAAACCUCAGGCUCAAUACCGUUCCUCUGCUGAUCUGCUUCAGUGUUCAGCUGGCUUCAAACUGUCUCGGUGAAGGCCGACGGGUUGUCUGGGUAGACGGAUUCCAUCGCUUGCCCAUCGAGCGCCUGCGUACUGUUGUCGCCACCGGGGCCACAGGGGACGAAGAUGCGGGCCUCGAUCGCUUAGACGGCUUCACUCACUACACAUGCCCGAGCCUGCCGCACCUGAUUGCGCUACUCUGCAGACCUACCGCCGCCCUCAUUCCACAAGGGGCCGCUCUCAUAGUGGUCGACUCAGUCUCUGCCCUGGUCAACCAUGCUUUCCCAAAGCUACCUGAAACACGCCCGGCCACCGAUGCAAAGGGCAGCAGAGGACCUUCGGCCACGGCAAGGCGCCUGCAGGUACUUCAGUACAUUGUCAGCAGCCUCCAGAAGCUUGCGGCAACGCGAGACUUGGCCGUUGUGAUUCUCACGCAGUGUGCCACCAAGAUGCAGGCCGAACGUGGUGCGACCCUGAUCCCGGCCCUCAAUGCCAAUGUGUGGGAGCAGGGGAUGUCGACCAGGCUCGUCUUAUUCCGCAACUGGCUUUGCACAGAUUCCGAGUUACGCGGGCUUCACUUGGUGGCGAUCCAGAAGUUGAAUGGCAAGGGGGUAACGCACUCUUUCAAUAAAGUCUACGCCUUUAGGGUGGAAAAGCGCGGCCUGGUUCCGGUCGAGUACGAUAAUACCCAGCAGUCAACCACGCUUACUACUAACCCGGCGCCGAAGCGGAAGCUUGGGGAUACCGACUUUGAGAUCGCCGACAGCGACGAUGAGUCCUACGGCUGGGACGAUGACGAGGAGCUGCCACCCAUGCCGUCACAGUGGCAGGGAAGCGAGGACCUCUUGCUCGUCCGAGAGCCGGGAAGUGAAGACGAAGACAAGAUAACUGAUGACCAGCCUCUGGAUGCCCUUGGAGACAAAGGUCAAUGGCCAGAGAACGGCGAGGACCUAACCGAUGGGGAGAGCCGGCCAGGCCGCGGACCAAGCCCCUGA
Messenger RNA from Parathielavia appendiculata, 1419 nucleotides. Its product is annotated as P-loop containing nucleoside triphosphate hydrolase protein. NCBI's taxonomy places the organism in Eukaryota, Fungi, Ascomycota, Sordariomycetes, Sordariales, Chaetomiaceae. Gene Ontology annotation, molecular function: crossover junction DNA endonuclease activity; ATP-dependent DNA damage sensor activity; four-way junction DNA binding. The coding region runs from base 118 to 1419 and encodes 433 amino acids. The record is from RefSeq and is a predicted model, not a curated record. Gene Ontology annotation, biological process: reciprocal meiotic recombination; DNA repair; meiotic DNA recombinase assembly. Gene Ontology annotation, cellular component: replication fork; Rad51C-XRCC3 complex; Rad51B-Rad51C-Rad51D-XRCC2 complex. The transcript is spliced from 5 exons.